Molecule: messenger RNA, 1119 nt
Organism: Labeo rohita (rohu)
Lineage: Eukaryota; Metazoa; Chordata; Actinopteri; Cypriniformes; Cyprinidae
Gene: c6h1orf74
Product: chromosome 6 C1orf74 homolog
Exons: 1
Coding region: 213-1001 (262 amino acids)
Source: RefSeq, a predicted model, not a curated record
GACUCGAAUCUUUUGAAUCGCGAUUCUUUCAGUGGCCCACAGCGUCAGUAUGUGACGAGAAUCUUUUUGUGUAAUGAACGAUUUGUUAAACUACAUUUUUGUUUUAACAGCACCUCUACAAUGUACCUGACCAAUGCUGGAAUGUGAACCUUCAUUAAUUAAGUGUUCUGCCGUCAACAAAUAUUUUAUACUUGUACUUGGAAAGGAGUGCAAUGUUUGCUUCAUCAGAAAUGCUCGUCUCUGCCGCACAGAAGUUAUUGUGUCCUCGUAAGAAGCGUUUAUCCCCGUCCACAUGUCUUGAUGUGGCCGUUCAAAUAAUGGCUGUGGAUCUGGGCGUCAAACCUGCGCUGCUUUACGACAGUAAUAUAGCAUCUCCAGAGCAGCUUCAGCUGUACCUCAAUUCUCUACAGGAGUAUGGAGUUGUAAGCAGUUCACUACGGAUACUUUCCAUUGAUGGCAACACAUUUAUUUUUAACCCUGCCACUAUUGAGUCCCACUUGGAUGAUCUUCUCCAAAGCAAAAGUCUCCUUCUGAUAGACGUAUGUCCCUCAAGAAAACAACCUGUCUUGGUUAACUUUGAGAAGAGAACUGAGGGUAUGAUUAAAACUCUUUCAGGAUUCUUCAUGAGUGAGCUGGACAAAGGCUCCUCAGUGAUGGUGUUGGGAGAGGAGCUGUACCAUGACUGGAACUUGUGCACUCUUUUUGGAAUCCUGUUAGGUUAUCCAGCCUCAUACUGGUUUGACCAAACUAAAGGAUUUGGGAACUGUCUGUGUAUGACACCUCUGGUGGUGUGCACGGUUUGGGUCAAAUGGCAGAUACGUGACAUAAAUCAUCACUGUUGUCUUUACUCAUUCAGUGUUCCUGAAGAGCUGUGGACAGAAGUGCAAAGUCAUGUGCAACGGUGGACUGAGCAUCUGAGAGAGAGAUUUAACAAACAGCCAGUUCUGACUGAUCUCUGCUUUUCUAGGGAUACAGUCACUUUGCCCUCUGUGACCCUUUGAAUAAACCUGAUUUAUGUUUCUUUUUUAUUAUUAAAUGGGUUUUCUCAGAAAUGCAUUACAGUCAUUGUUUCAGUUAUUUGUUAAUUUUUUUUCAUGCAUCACCUAUUUUCAGUAUCAU